This is a messenger RNA of Xyrauchen texanus (razorback sucker), 1476 nucleotides long. RefSeq names its product type-1 angiotensin II receptor-like. The transcript is spliced from 2 exons. The record is from RefSeq and is a predicted model, not a curated record. Gene Ontology annotation, biological process: immune response; G protein-coupled receptor signaling pathway; regulation of vasoconstriction. Lineage: Eukaryota; Metazoa; Chordata; Actinopteri; Cypriniformes; Catostomidae. Gene Ontology annotation, cellular component: membrane. Gene Ontology annotation, molecular function: angiotensin type II receptor activity. Bases 178 to 1257 code for a protein of 359 amino acids.
GAGAAGACAAGCGAGAAACACGUUUGACCUUUAGGAGAGGUCAGAAGUUCACCCAAGAGAGGCAGCCUGCUCUUUUUCCAUUUUGGUGUAGUUGUGGGAGCAAUUUUAAGAGGUGCUUCCUUAGUGAUGCAACUCUUUUGGCUGUGAAACUGAGGGUUUGUGUGACAAAUAUAAUAAAUGGAAAACUUAACAACUGACCCUCCCAUGGGACUCAAUCUUAAAUGCAACAUGACUGGGAACCACAACUACAUCUUCACAUUAAUCCCAGUGGUCUACAGCUGCAACUUCAUUAUUGGAAUGUUAGGCAACAGCAUGGUGGUAGCUGUCAUCUACUUCUGUUUGAAACUUAAGACUGUUGCCAACAUAUUUGUUUUGAACUUAGCUGUUUCAGACCUGACUUUCCUCCUCACCCUGCCCAUUUGGGCCAUAUACACUGCAACAGGCUACCAGUGGCCCUUCAGCGGGAGCUUCCUAUGCAAAGCUAUUGCCAGUAUGGCCCUCCUUAAUUUAUAUACAAGCAUUUUCCUCCUAACUGCUCUCAGCAUUGACCGCUAUCUGGCCAUUGUCCACCCAGUCCAGUCCCGACAGUGCCGGACAUUGGACUAUGCUCGUGUGACGUGUGUUGCAAUUUGGGUAGGGGCUUUGUUUCUGAGUCUGCCCACAGCUGUUGUCCGGAGGACCCACUUGAUCAAGCAUAUCAAUGUAACUGUAUGUGGCAUCCUGGACAAAGAAGAACAUCGCAAUAUGCUGGUUGCUCUCAGUCUGAUGAAGAGUGUGCUUGGGUUCGUUCUGCCCUUAACCAUCAUCCUCACAUGCUACUGUCUGAUUGGUAGGGCUCUGCUCAAAGCACGGGACAUUCAAAGAAAUUCAAAGUCAAAUGGGGAUGAGGUGUUGAGCAUGCUAGCUGUUGCUGUGCUGUCGUUUUUCCUGUGCUGGAUACCUCAUCAGAUCUUCAGCUUCAUUGACAUGCUUUUUCUGCUUAAAGUGAUCACCAACUGUAAUGUCAUUGAAAUCAUUGACACUGGAAUGCCUUUCACCAUAUGCAUUGCCUAUUUCAACAGCUGUAUGAACCCCAUCCUUUAUGGUUUCGUUGGGAAGAACUUCCGCAGGAGCUUGCUCAAGCUGCUGAGUUGCUCUUCAACGUCUGUUGCCUCUCAUCCCAAUCUGAGUACCAAGAUGAGCUCUCUCUCUUAUCGAGCCUCAGAGUCAGUCCACCUCUCCAUCAUUAAAACAUCCUCACUACCUCAAGCCACAUGAUCAAAGCAACAACAACAACAACAACAACAAAAACCAGUCUGGAAAUGAUGGAAUCCAAUUGAAUCAUUUUCUAAACUAUUACUCACUGUCUCUUGUUAUGUAUGACUUGAAUGGGAAUAAAAUGUUCUUCAUUCAUCCAUUUCUUUCAAGGUACUGUGUGAAGAGAUGUGUAAAUGCACAUGAAAUAUUUCAUUAUUUACAAGUCUUAGUACAGUUUAU